GGGGGAAGGAAAGACAAUGAGCCCUACUUUAGGGGACCCCGAUUGGGGUCAGGAGGGGAAUGAAAAAGCGGGGAGAGGAGUAGUAAGAGGGACUGGGGGUAUACAGCUGGGCAGAGGACCCUGCCCGCCCCCUCUGCUGCUGCCCUGCUCCCCGCUUGCUUACACAGGGCCUGGAGCCCCUCCCCCCAGCUGUAAGCCCUGUGUGUGGGGUGACAGGUGGAAGGGAUAACCUGGGGGAGGUGGGGGCCGUGGAGGACAGGCUGAGGUGCGGGGGCCCAGGGUGGGGGCAGGGCAUGCAGCAGGGGCCCUCGGCCUCACCAGGUGUCCUGAGCCUGACCAAGCCAGGAGGGCUCUGAGCGCUGGAGAACUGAAGAGGGGAUGUGACCUCCGGCCAGGGGAUCUGGGCAAGCCGGCCAGGCCUCCCCCCUUUGGCGCCUCCGUCCAGCCCAAGUCCCGCCUGGGCCGCACCCCCUGACUCACUUCCUUUGCAUAGAAGCGGAAACCUCCUCAGAGCUUCCUCUGCUCUGGCCCGCAACUCCCUGGGGACCCGCAGGUGUCGCUGCCCCUCCAGGCCGGAGCUGGCCCAGGAGGCCCCUGGCCCACCCCCUCGCCCUGGGAGGCGCAUUUCCUGCUUGGAGUCUCAGGCCCCAGCGUCUGGCACAGGCAGGGGCCCGCGGAGCUGAGGGCAGUGGACCAGCCGCAGGAAGCCGGGGCGGUCACCAGAUAAGCCUCUACCCCGCCACUUCCUCAAGGCCCGCGGCCGUUUAUGGGAAGACCCGAGAGAUUUGCAUCGGGGCCCUGCGGAGGGGUCGCUUCCCGGUCUGAGGGGCGAGGCCGCGACGGGCAGCCCGGGCCGCACCCCACGGGACUCCCAGGGGAUAAGAUCACUCGGGGGACCGGUUCCGGCGGCCCGCGGGAAAGGGCAGUGGCGGGAGUCCAGAGACCCUCCCCGUCUUCCCGUUGCAGGGAGGGCGACCUGUAUGCGGAGCGCCGUUCCUGCGCCAUGGACCGCGGCCAGCCCAGCCUGGAGCCUGCUGCCGCGGCCCCCCGAGCCUCGGGCCGGUGCGUGAUCGCGCCCGUGCGCGCUGUGCUCCGCCUGCGCCGCCGGGUGUGUGUCCUACGCAAACGGCGCCUCCUGCAGCCGGGUGGGGGGCCCGACGUCGGGACCGGGGUGCCCAGGCCGGGCUGCAGCCCCCGGGCGCCGCGCGCGGACCUGGACCGGCCGCAGUUCUUCACCUUCGACGGCCCCGCGGAGCUACCCUCCAGGACGCCACGCAAGAAGCGCCGGCGCAGCCGCCUGGUGCUUUACCCGGAGACCUCGCGCAAGUAUCGGCCGCGCGUGGAGCACAGGAGCCGCGCGCAGCGCUGCCUGCUGCUGCUAGUCGCCAUCGUGGGCUUCCAAGUUCUCAACGCUAUCGAGAACCUGGACGAUAACGCGCAGCGCUAUGACCUCGAUGGGCUGGAGAAAGCGCUGCAGCGCGCGGUGUUCGGCCAGCCCGCUGCCGUAGCGCGCAUCGUGGCGCUGAUGCGGGACUACCUGGCCACGCAUGUGCACAGUCGUCCGCUCCUCCUGGCGCUGCACGGGCCCAGUGGCGUGGGCAAGAGCCACGUGGGCCGCCUGCUGGCGCGCCACUUCCGCUCGGUGCUGGAGGACAGCGCGCUCGUGCUGCAAUACCAUGCGCGACACCACUGUCCCGAGGCGCGCGCCGCACAGGACUGCCGCGAGGAGCUGGCGUGGCGUGUGGCCGACGUGGUGGCGCGGGCCGAAGCGGAGGAGAAGACCCCACUCUUGGUGCUGGACGACGUGGAGCUCAUGCCGGGGCCGCUGCUGGACGAGCUGCACGGCUUCCUGCAGCCCCAGCGCUCCCACCACUUCCACAACGCCAUCUAUGUGCUCCUCAGCGGCGCGGGUGGCGCCGAGGUCACGCGCUUCGUGCUGCAGAACGCGUCCCGCGCGCUGCCCCUGCGCCCCGACGGCUUCCGCAGUGCCGAGGCCGCAGCGGCGCAGGCGGAAGAAGACCUGCGCGCCAGCCUGCUGGCUCUGCUGUCCCGGGAGCAUCCGCUGUGGCAGGCCGCGGCCAUCGUGCCGUUUUUGCUGCUGGACAAGCGGGAUGUGGUCAGCUGCUUCCGGGACGAGAUGGCGGGCGAGGGCUUCUUUCCUGACCAGGCCCGCGCGGAGGACCUGGCCGCGCAGCUCAGCUUCUACCGCGUGGCUGGCCGCGAGUUUGCUGUCACCGGCUGCAAGCAGGUGGUGGCCACGGUGAACCUCCUGUAGUGGAGGCGCAGGACGGGACGUUUGGGUUGAUGGCGGCAGUAGGAGGGCGACCAGGGACCUUGGAGGCUGGUGCAGGCCCGAGGUUUCUAGUGAAUUUGUGGUUGCCCGGCUGGUGGGUGCGGAUCAGCUUGGGGCUCUGCUUCCAGGUCCACACCCGCCUCAGAGUCCCGACUCUGUCCCCGGGGGCGGCAGGACAGCAGCCACCUCCCUCCCGAACUCGCCCAUUUGCCCUGCUGGGCGUCCCAGGCACGGUCUGGUGCGUUCUCCCUGUGGCCCCAAGAGGUGGGUUCCCAUGGUACAAGGAUGAUCUCCGGGCCAGCAAUUCCCGGGGUCACACAGCUGGGACGUGACCCCGCCUCUUGGGGGUGGUCGCGUGUUGCUCAGUGCUGGGGUGGGGUUCUCAUUCCAGCCCCCCUGGAGAUGACCGCGGAGGAGGCCACAGCCAACCAUGACAGUGCUGGGGUCCUGGCUGUCUUCUCCACUCACCCCACCCCUCACUCAGGUCGUGUUUUCAGGAGCUCAAGGCUUGCGUGUCUUGACCAUAAGGGGACGGGAGCGGAGGCGGAGGCGCCUCAGGCAGCCUCUCCCCCUCCUUCCUGGACCCCCCAACCCCGUGCCCGCCAGCCCUGGCUUGGGUUCACUGGGUGACCGAGAGCCCGCGGGGCAAGCGGGAGGUGCCUAGGCCUCUCCGCAUCCUCCUCUUCUCCGCACGUGGGACCCUUAGCCCGUGGCCAGCUCCCUGGUCACCACGAUUGCGCGACCUCCCUUUCCCUGGGGCCUUUUGUACCCCGAGUUCCGCCCACCCGCACUCUCUGCGCAGAGCGCCCUCCCCACGCCAGUCGACCCCACACCCCACACUCCCCACGCUCCGCCUCCCGGAAACCCUCCCGGACGCCUCCCGUGGAUGGUGGGCCCACCGCGCCCACGGGGGCUUUAGGAGAAGGUGCUUUGGGCGCUUUUUGCGCCGUGUCUCCUCGGGGGCGGCGGUUGCCUCGGGACGGUUCUCGCCUCCUCCCGCAGCCCCGGUGUCUGGGACGCACCCGGCAGCCUCACUGCUGCCGCCUUGUGGCGCGCCCGGCCCAGCCGGUGGCUUCUGUGGCCGCCGGGGUCGGAGCGCGCGCCUGGGCCCUGAGUCCCCCAGGCCGCCUCGAGCCUCUGUCCCCGCCGCCGGCCCCGCUGCAGUCCCAACCCGGGCCUGCCGGAAGGAGUGCACGGGCGGCGAUGACCGGUCCCGAAAGGGGCUCAGAGGGCAGCGAGGAGGUUUCACGCCGGUGCGGGGCGCCGUCGAGGUGGGGGCACUGCGAAGGUGGAGGCGGGGCCGCCCCAGAAGCCUGGAGUCGAGCGCACACGGUGCGCGCCCCUGGCAAGUGGGAAUCCUCCGGCCCCGAGGCCUGAACUCAGCCCAGAGACCGCGCCCGCCAGCGCCGGUGUCCCUGGAGGGGCCCCGCUAGCUCCCUGAGCAGAGGUCCUGCGGGUCCCCGGAGGGUGUCCUGUUCUCUCCCCCGCCUCGCAUCCAUUCUCGCCCUGGUGGUUGGUGUCUGUGGUCCGGGGCGAGGGCCGUCUAAUGGAGACAGGGAUUCAGGCCGCUUGAAAGUCUGGGAUCUCUAGGCGGAUGGUAGCGGCUCCCCGGAGCUAGAGCUCGGCACGCAGGUCCUGGGCCCAGGGCGGGAGCGCUGGCGAGAGGGCUGCUCCGUCCUGCCCAGAGGGUCCUGAGGACUCCCGCUGCUCCUGGAGUCUCGGGGAGGGGUCCGGCUCCACGAGGUGGGGGUGGGGGCUACCAGGAAACCUUUGCCUCCGGGGACUGUGCAGGACCGGCUAGCCAGCGCUGGGAGCCAGGGCUGAGUUCAGCCCAGCUCUGUCCACCCCACCCCCAGGACUAGGGGAAGGAGCUGGGAGGAGCCCCACCUCUCCCAGGCGAGUAUCUGUCCCAGGAGCCCACACAGAGGGACACCCAGCUCUGGUCUGGCCUUCGCGUUGGCUUCAAGGUGGUAACAGAGAGAGAGCUGCAGAGUGCGGGUGUGUUUGCUAGUCCCUGCAUGGGUGAAUGCUGGGGUGCCCACUGCUCCCCAGGCAGGACUCCCAGGACUGUCACCUCCCCUUCCCACAGAGCACCUACCUGGAGGUGUCAUCUGCCGGCAAGCGUGGGCCAUUCAUCCACCUGUCAGUCAACAACACCCACUGAGCAUCCGCUCGUAUCAAAAGGUCCAGACCUAAGGGAAAAUUUUUUUUUUGUCUUUCUUUCUCUUUUUUCUUUCUUUCUUUCUUUCUCUUUCUUUCUUUCUUUCUCUUUCUUCUUUCUUUCUUCCUUUCUUUUCUUUCUCUUUCUUUCUUCUUUUUCUUUCCUUUCUUCCUUCCUUUCUUUCCUUCCUUCUUUUUCUUUCCUUUCUUUCUUUCCUUCCUUCCUUCUUUCUUUUCUUUCUUUUUUUUUUUUGACACAGAGUUUUGCUCUUGUUGCCCAGGCUGGAGCGCAAUGACACGAUCUCGGCUCACUGCAACCUCUGCCUCCUGGGUUCAAGCGAUUCUCCUGCCUCAGCCUCCCGAGUAGCUGGGAUUACAGGCACCCGCCACCAUGCCCGGGUAAUUUUUUUGUAUUGUUGGUAGAGAUGGUGAUUCACUAUGUUGGCCAGGCUAGUCACGAACUCCUGACCUCGUGAUCCGCCCACCUCGGCCUCCCAAAGUGCUGGGAUUACAGGUGUGAGCCACCGUGCCUGGCCUCUUAUUUAUUUCUAAAAUAUUACAUUGAGGCCAAUUUCUGUGCUUAAGAAGAAUGUGCACCAAGUGCUGGGGUGGGGGCUGGUUAUAAAUGAGGCCACAAAUCAUGCUUGUUAAUAAAUUGUGUGAUUCAAAUCUGACAA
Symphalangus syndactylus (siamang) is the source of this 5130-nucleotide messenger RNA. RefSeq names its product torsin family 4 member A (gene TOR4A). The record is from RefSeq and is a predicted model, not a curated record. Lineage: Eukaryota; Metazoa; Chordata; Mammalia; Primates; Hylobatidae. Gene Ontology annotation, cellular component: endoplasmic reticulum lumen; nuclear envelope. Gene Ontology annotation, molecular function: ATP hydrolysis activity; ATP binding.